ACGAGCCUGGCAGGGUAAACUGAACUCCUUCUUCUCGGCAUGCAGUCAGAGCAGGAGGGGUGUCAGGGCUCACUUGGGAGCCAACCUUGGGAGGAUAAUUUGGGGGAAUUCUUGCUGCCUGCUGAUCAGUUCAAGAUUCCUGCCUAGAAAUCUCCACUGGGUGAACUCCCGUCAGCUGAGCAGAAUGAAGCUGUUGGUUUGUGUCUUCCUGGCCUCUCUUGCUGCUGCUACUGCUACUGCACAUCUACAGACAGACCCGACGCUGGAUAACCACUGGGAGCUCUGGAAGAAAACCUAUGGCAAACAAUACAGCCACAAGAAAGAGGAAGGGGAACGGCGCGUGACCUGGGAAAAGAACCUCAAGCUCGUUAUGCUGCAUAACCUCGAGCACUCACUGGGGCUGCAUUCCUAUGAGCUGGGCAUGAACCACCUGGCAGACAUGGUAAGUUUAAAAAAAAAUAUCGUUACAGACCAAAACGGAACAUGUCACUAUAACCCUGCCACGCGAGCCGCCACCUGCUCUAAGUUCGUUGAGCUCCCGUAUGCCGAUGAAGCAGCCCUGAAGGAUGCCGUAGCCAAUAUCGGACCUGUGUCCGUCAUCAUAGAUGCGGCACAGCCUUCGUUUUUCCUGUAUAAGUCAGGAGUCUACGAUGAUCCACGUUGCACUCGUGACACGAAUCAUGCAGUUCUAGUUAUCGGCUAUGGCACCCUGGAUGGGAAGGACUUUUGGCUUGUGAAAAACAGUUGGGGCAUAAAGUUCGGUGACAAAGGGUACAUUCGAAUGUCCAGGAACAAAGGAAACCAAUGUGGGAUUGCCAGCUACGGUUCUUAUCCACAAAUAUAGAGGGACGCUCUGCUUCAGACUGCACUCUUGAGAUGUGGUCUCUUAAACUGCUAAUCUUAGCCUUGCUGUAAUCUAGCUGCUCUGUUUGAGAACAAUGUACAGGCUCCAAUGGCAAAAUCCUCCCAUCAGAUCCAUCUGACGGAUCUGAGAUAAGCAGCCAAAAUGGUGAAUGAUCAUGAUUAGUCUGGUCCAGAUUUUGGGCACUUUUAGCUCACUCUCCCUAUCCCGCAGGGGUGUUUGUAAUUGAUUAAUGUCUGUGCAUUGCUUUGCGCAUGUGAAGUGCUAUUUCAGUGCCAAGUAUUGUCACUGCCGCUGUCUCAAAAUGUAUUGGAGUGAAGGCCGUGUUGCUAGUCCACGCUGUUAGUGGAGUGGUAGAGUUGCCGAAGCCACGUCAGAGGUGGAGAGGCGAAGAAGAUGGAGCAAUACAUCCUAGCCACAUGUAUCAAUUUUCCACAAUACAGGUCACAAAGCAAUCAUUAGCAACCCGAG
Chrysemys picta bellii (western painted turtle) is the source of this 1333-nucleotide messenger RNA. The record is from RefSeq and is a predicted model, not a curated record. NCBI's taxonomy places the organism in Eukaryota, Metazoa, Chordata, Testudines, Emydidae.